Molecule: messenger RNA, 2029 nt
Organism: Paraphaeosphaeria sporulosa
Lineage: Eukaryota; Fungi; Ascomycota; Dothideomycetes; Pleosporales; Didymosphaeriaceae
Product: glycoside hydrolase
Exons: 5
Coding region: 97-1617 (506 amino acids)
Biological process (GO): L-arabinose metabolic process; polysaccharide catabolic process
Molecular function (GO): alpha-L-arabinofuranosidase activity
Source: RefSeq, a predicted model, not a curated record
CGCGUUAGUUGCCUUCGCUUGGGUUGAGCAGGAGAAUUCGCUUUCAUGUCGCGACAUUUGCAUAUUUGAUCGAGAUUUAGAUUUAUAUGCUUCAUAAUGACGAGCUUUACGAGGAUUGCAGAUGAGGGUUCGCCCUCGAUCAUUGUCCAUCCCGACCACAAAAUCGCCAAGAUCAAUGACAACAUCUAUGGAGGUUUUACAGAGCACAUGGGGCGCUGCAUCUACGGUGGCAUCUAUGACCCCGGCAAUCCCCUAUCCGAUGAGAACGGCUUCCGCAAGGACGUCAUUGAUGCGAUGAAGGACUUGAAUGUUCCGGUAGUUCGAUAUCCUGGCGGCAACUUUGUCGCUACGUAUCAUUGGCUCGAUGGAGUUGGCCCGAGAGAGAACAGGCCGAAGAGACCUGAGCUGGCGUGGCUGGGUCUCGAACCUAACACGUUCGGCACUGACGAGUUCAUGAAGUGGUGCGAGAUUGUUGGCACUGAACCUUAUCUCUGUUUGAACUUUGGUACCGGUACUCUCGAUGAAGCCCUCGGAUGGCUCGAAUACUGCAACUCGACGCAAGAUACAUACUACGCCAACCUCCGCCGUAAGAAUGGUCGUGAGGAGCCAUACAACGUGAAGUAUUGGGCCCUCGGCAACGAGUGCUGGGGCCCCUGGCAGGUAGCUCAACUCACCAAAGAGGACUAUGCGAAGAAGGCGUACCAAUGGGCCAAAGCUCUCAAGCUGCUAGAUCCGUCUAUCGUCCUCAUCCUCUGUGGUGAGACUGGCUACUCUUCCUGGGACUACUAUGUGCUCAAAGAAUGCGUGACAUGGUCCGUCCACGGCCUCGGCGGCGAUCGCACAAAGUCCCUCAUCGAUAUGCACAGCAUUCACGUCUACACGGCUGACAAAGAGCACCUGGCAAACGCUACAGCGCCGCGUGGGGCUGAGCGUGCGAUUCAGAUGGCAAGUGCUUUGAUCGAUCUUGCGCGCAUCGAGAACGGGGUACCAGAAACAGUACCCAGGCAGACGAUCUGCUUCGACGAGUGGAACGUCUGGGACCCGAUCCGGGCGCCAGGAGAGCUAGGUGCCGAGGAGAAGUACACACUUUCUGACGCGCUCGCUGUGUCUGUCUUCCUGAACGGGUUCAUUAGGCAGGCGAAGGACUUGGGCAUGGCCAACAUCGCCCAGUCUAUCAAUGUCAUCUCGCCGCUAAUGACCAAUAAGGACGGGAUUGUUAAACAGACAAUCUGGUGGCCGCUGCUACUCUUCAGCAAGUACAUGCGCGGACACAGCGUCGCCGUCAAUGUGAGGGCGCCCGAGUACACUGGCCGCACGAAUCCGGCGUGGAUUAGGGCUACGAUCGAGACGCCAUACCUGGAUGUGAGCGCUUCAAUCUCUGACGACGGUCAUAUGAGCCUCGCGGUGGCGAACUUGAACGAGGAGAAGGCUUUCGAUGUAAAGGUUGAGGGCGUGAAGAAGGGCGAGGUCAAGGUGUACACAGUAGAUGGGGAGAAUGUGGAUGUCGCGAACACCGCCGAUGAGCAGAAGGUGGGCAUCAAAGAGUCAAGCUGGGACGGCGUGGGCAAGUUCAGGUUUGGAAAGCACUCUUUCACGCUGCUGAGGUGGAAAGCGUAGGGUGUAAUGGUUGAUGACUCAACUAAUGAUUGAUAGACUACAUGGAAUAUAGACAUUCAUUAUCCAGAUCGAAAAUGCUACAAACGUAACGUAGCACGGGCCGCGUUGGUCACUGACGCUCUUAGUGCUCUCCUGCCUCCCGCACACCCUACAUAAAUCCACGCUGUAGAGACGCAGCCCUCUCCACAAACGCCCUUUAUCAUUGAGGUCGCCUCUGGUUCUACUGUGUUGAUACACACUUGCACCGCCUGGAGACUUACUGAAACCAUUUACCUUCCAGAACCAACGCCAUGUACUCCAUCCCAAAUCACACGUUGGGAUGCAAAUGCUCCCAGUGCAUGCACGCCAACCAUUCAGUCUCUGCAGACCCCUCUGGAUCUUCUGUAGUGCUACGUGUAUGCUAUCCAUUGCA